AUGACCAUGCAUGGGGGAACAGAAGUCGUCUCUUGCCGAGCUUUCCCUUCAUCCCUUAAGGGUGCGACGAUCUCAUGGUUCUCGUGGUUGCCGCUGAACUCCAUAACAAGCUUUAUUCAGCUCUGCCGAGCCUUUGUCAUGCAUUUUCAGAGUAGCAUGAAACACAUGAAGAUGACGAUCAAUCUCCUUAGUGUGAAGCAGUGGCCUGACGAGUCGAUUCGAGCAUUCAUCUCUCGCUUCAAUAAAGAAUCCUUAGAUAUCAAGGAUUUGGAUGAGGCUACGACCCAUACGGCAAUGAGCAAUGGACUUACAGACAUGGAGCUCAUCAAGGACUUGGCUCAAAAGUCGACCAAGAACAUGGCCGAGCUCUUAGAGAGGUGCAACAAGUUCGUGAACAUGGCAGAGGUGCUCCAAGCCCGAAAGGUAAGCGAAGGCAAAGCUUAG
Molecule: messenger RNA, 444 nt
Organism: Telopea speciosissima
Lineage: Eukaryota; Viridiplantae; Streptophyta; Magnoliopsida; Proteales; Proteaceae
Exons: 1
Coding region: 1-444 (147 amino acids)
Source: RefSeq, a predicted model, not a curated record